UUGACCCUCCCCGCUGUUCUGCCUUCUAUUCUGAAAGCAUUGACAAAACAAAACGAAAACUUAUCAAGUUUAGGUGUCUCCACUGCUGAACUUCCGAACUAUUCUGCGUCAGAGAUGGAGAAGCGCAAGCAUGAGUAUCUGCGAUUUGGUAAACGGAAGCAUGAAUACCUUCGAUUUGGUAAGAGGAAGCACGAAUACCUUCGCUUCGCGGUAACUCACGCUUUGCUAAAUGAUUACUGCGAAAAUAACUAUGCUAGAUUCACUAGGGCGAUUGACUGUCGUCGAUUAGAAUUUCUCUUUCACAAUUCAUUACUCACUGUUUUUGGUUAA
This is a messenger RNA of Soboliphyme baturini, 330 nucleotides long. The record is from the annotation of a GenBank genome assembly. NCBI's taxonomy places the organism in Eukaryota, Metazoa, Nematoda, Enoplea, Dioctophymatida, Soboliphymatidae.